GUGCACGGCACAGUAGCGCACCGCUCCGCGCACCGGGGCCAGGCGCUCCAUGAGCCGCUGCCGCCGUCGCGGGGGUUCUCGGCGCUGCACUCGCUCCCCGCCGCGGAGCCGCCGCGCCGCCGGUGCCGGGAUGUGACUUGCUGCGGGCUGGCGGACAGAGCUGCCCCGCCGCCCUCGGCCGCGGCAGCCAGCGGACAGAAAAAUGAAAACCUACCCAGCCAUUGGUUUCUUCCUCCUCUUCGUGAUCAGCUAUGGCUCAUCUGAAAACUCCAGUACCUCUCGAGGGUGUGGACUGGAUCUUCUCCCUCAGUACGUUUACCUGUGCGACCUGGAUGCCAUCUGGGGGAUAGUCGUCGAGGCGGUUGCGGGGGCAGGUGUGCUGACCACGUUACUGCUGAUGCUGAUUCUGCUGGUGAGGCUGCCCUUCAUCAAGGACAAGGAGAAGAAGAGCCCCCUGGGAAUGCACUUUCUCUUUCUGUUUGGGACUCUGGGACUGUUUGGGCUGACGUUUGCUUUCAUCAUACAGGAAGAUGAAACGGUGUGCUCCACCCGAAGAUUUCUGUGGGGAGUUAUCUUUGCUUUGUGUUUCUCGUGUUUGCUAGCUCAAGCCUGGAGACUUCGUAGACUAGUUCGACAUGGGAAGAGUCCAUCUGGCUGGCAUCUAGCUGGUGUGGCGAUCUGCCUGAUGCUCGUUCAGGUCAUUAUUGCAACUGAGUGGUUAAUACUGACAAUUGUCAGAGAUAACAAGUUGGCCUGCAGCUACGAACCGAUGGAUUUUGCUAUGGCUUUGAUUUAUGUUAUGUUCCUGAUGGUAGUUACCAUGGGAUUUUCUCUUUUCACUCUCUGUGGAAAGUUUAAGAAAUGGAAGAAAAAUGGAGUAUGCCUCAUUAUAACACUUUUUUUUUCCAUUCUGAUUUGGGUAGCCUGGAUGACUAUGUACCUCUUUGGUAAUGCUGAGCUAAAGAGAAGAGACAAAUGGAGUGAUCCCACUCUUGCUAUUGCACUGGUGUCCAGUGGUUGGGUGUUUGUUAUUUUUCAUGCCAUCCCAGAGGUCCACUGUACCAUCCUUCCAUCACAGCAGGAAAACACUCCCAAUUAUUUUGACACUGCACAGCCAAGGAUGCGUGAAACUGCUUUUGAGGAAGAUAUACAGCUUCCUCGGAGCUACAUGGAGAAUAAAGCCUUUUCAAUGGAUGAACAUAAUGCAGCGCUAAGGACGGCAGGAUUUCGGAAUGGCAAUUUGGGAAGCAGACCCAGCGCUCCUUUUAGAAGCAAUGUUUAUCAGCCAACUGAGAUGGCAGUUGUGCUAAAUGGUGGGACUAUACCAACUGCUCCGCCAAGUUACACUGGACGACACCUCUGGUGAAAAGCUGUAGGCUGUAGAGAAUAAGAGUCCUUGUUGCAGAUGUUGUUCCCUGGCAGUGUGUCUUUGAGGGAGGAAUCCAUAACAGUACCAGAACAAAGCAGCGAAACAUCCAGGAGCUUUUGAAAUCCCCCAGAGGAUUUUGUCUAAAUGUGAACACCAUUGAACUGAUAAUUGUGAAAACAGAAUUGUAAAACUGAAGCUGAAUCUAACUUAAGACAGAAGCAGGCACACCUUAAAUUGGAAGAGGAGGAUAUUGUAUUCUGAAAUGGAAGAUAUUCUCUUGUCUGUAACUAGCAUGUGAGGCAAGCCUGGUUUUGCUGGUUGCCAGUUGCUUGCAAAAUACCCUCCUCUCACCUAAACUUAAUGUUGCCACAAGAGAUUGCCACUCCAGUGUGAAAACAUGCAGGAUUUCUUUCCAUUGUGCUCCUUUUCCCUUCAUUUCAAACAUCAUGAGAGGUACCUUGUUUGCUUCAUUUCCUAGCUGCACUGUAGAGUCACGUAGCAUCACGUGUAGCCAAGCAUCCUCACUCUGUGGCAACUAAACAACCAUUACACUGUAGGCUGAUACUCUUUAAAGAGCUGGUGUAGGAAGUGCAGUUCUGGAGGGAUGAAAGGUCUGUGCGCCUUUCGUGUGAGUUAUGGAGUUUCUUGAGGCAGAGAAGCAGCACAGGUCCAGCACAGAGGCAGCACUCCUCAGCUGCCUAGGAUCGAUUCCAGCCUCUCCCCCGGGAGCAAGCCAAGAGCCACGUGCUCUCACAGCUCAAACAGAUGAAGCCAUGGAGUCAAGCUUUGGAGGGAUACACUCUUGAAAAGACUUAGCUGGGGAGAGAACCUGACUUGAGUGUGCCAGGAAUUUGUUGUGGUUGUGGUUUAAAGGUAGUGCCCGAGCCAGAGGGUUCUGUUGGGCUAAUCUUGUCAAGCUGGAGAGGGGUGGCAGCUGAGAAGUGCUGACCACCUUUCAGGAGAAACUCAGCAGGAGAUGGGGUCAAGACCUCCCUUACUAAUCCUUUUUUCAUAUGAGUAGUCCCCUUGACUGCAGUCGUUUGUGCAUUUAAAUGUGGUUGUGCAUUUUAGUGCCUAGCUAGUAGAAUCUCCAUGCUGGAGGUGAUUUGUUGUUGUUUUUUGGGGUUUUAAGGUGGUUUCUUCCCUACUUCUCCCUUUUUUUUUUUUGAGUUGAUGUAAGGCAGACUUUCUCAGAGCUUUUUAUCUUUGUUUUCUCCAAGUUAUUUAAAAGGUUCCCAUUGCCCAUUGUUUGUGCCAUAGUUUUUCAUCAUGUUUAAGCAAUCAUUCCUUUAUUUAACAUUUAAUACAUAUCGGACAUUGAAACCAUCAUUUGUGUCCUCACUGUUUGGCCAAUGUUAACCUUAGUUUCUCCUCGAUACUAAAAGCUAAUUGUUUUUACUUGAGGGCAUAGAAAACAUAAUAACAAUUAAACUUUGCAUAUGCUGUAAUAAUAAUUUAAAAAUAUAUA
Molecule: messenger RNA, 2837 nt
Organism: Dryobates pubescens (Downy woodpecker)
Lineage: Eukaryota; Metazoa; Chordata; Aves; Piciformes; Picidae
Gene: GPRC5B
Product: G protein-coupled receptor class C group 5 member B
Exons: 4
Coding region: 203-1366 (387 amino acids)
Biological process (GO): G protein-coupled receptor signaling pathway
Cellular component (GO): signaling receptor complex; extracellular exosome; plasma membrane
Molecular function (GO): protein kinase activator activity; G protein-coupled receptor activity; protein kinase binding
Source: RefSeq, a predicted model, not a curated record